AUGUUCCUUUUUCCCGGUCCGGCCGGCCCUCGUUCUGCCUCAUAUAUACCACACAAGUCUCUUCCGUCCACCGUAGCAGUCACUAUGCGGUUGUUUUUGCUAGUUGCGCUUGGAUGUGUGUGUCGACUGGUCUUGGCACAAGUCGGCCCGUACUACCCAGUAUCAUUUGACCUCCCUUUCACGAAGAGAUACCCGAGGGAGUUUGUACAUCCAGGACUACUCCACACGGCUGACGACUUCACUCGUAUCAAGAAAUACGUCUUCGAGGAGCCCACCGAGCCAUGGGUCUCAGCCUUUGCCAACUUUUCUGCAAAUCGCUUUGCCCAAUCCGAUUAUACGAUGGCUGGUCCGGCUUCGUAUGUUCAGCGUGGGUCGCCGAGCUCGUCGUCCUGGACGUGGUGGCAGAAUGAUGCUCAGGGAGCGUACUACAACGCGCUGAUGUGGGCAAUCACUAAUGAUGAAGCACAUGCACGGAAGGGUAUCGAGAUACUCACUAGAUGGGCCAGCGUCUUCACUGUCGUGAACGGGACGGAUUCUCAGCUUGCUGCAGGUCUGCAGGGACAGCUUUUCGUCAAUGCAGCGGAGAUUCUGCGAUACCUUGGACCAAUGAAUACCACUGAUUACGCGUCCGUCACGGCGAUGUUCUUUAGAGCUGUUGCACCGGCUUUAGUUCCAGUUGGGCAGGCGAAUUAUGGCGUCGCUGCCAUACAAACUCUGGCGUCAUUUGCAGUAGCUUUGCAUGAUGUUACGAUGUGGAACAGUGCAAUGGACAGGAUACAGAACGAUCCCUGCGUAGGCUUACCCUUUCUAUUCCAUCCUGAAACGGGCCAAAACGUCGAUUCGGGACGCGAUCAGGGCCAUAGCCAGGUAGGAACGGCGUGGUUGGCGAGUAUGGUGAAGAUAAUUGAAAAUCAAGGCUUCCCAGAAGUGUGGAAUAUGGCGGACAACCUUCUUCUGAAAGGAUACGAAUACUUGGCUCGGUAUAAUAUGGGAGACGAUGAUGUCCCGUAUGACCCCAGCUGGGCGCGUUGUCAGGCGGUUUUGGUGAAUGGACCAUGGACAGAGAUUUCGAAUGCUUCGCGUGGAGUGCAAGAUGGUAUCUUCGAGUUGCCGUACGCGAAAUAUGUGGUAAAGAUGGGGCUUGAAGCUCCGUGGGUGACUAAGGCUGUGAUGGCAAAUCGACCAGAGCAGGGGACGGCUGAUACGCCUGGGUUUGGAACGCUCUUGUAUAAUUUGCGCUCUAGUAACAGCACGUAA
This is a messenger RNA of Desarmillaria tabescens, 1257 nucleotides long. RefSeq names its product chondroitin AC/alginate lyase. The transcript has 14 exons. The record is from RefSeq and is a predicted model, not a curated record. NCBI's taxonomy places the organism in Eukaryota, Fungi, Basidiomycota, Agaricomycetes, Agaricales, Physalacriaceae. Bases 1 to 1257 code for a protein of 418 amino acids.